AAGGUGUCAUCCUGAACUCACAGGUGGGGUAGCAGUUUGUAUUAUCCUCUCCCCACCCUCCCUCCCUCCCUCCCACCCACUCUCUCUACGUCUGACUCGUUCCGAGGGCGGAGACUGAAGGGGAAACAAAGGUUUAUGAUCGGGUCUGCGUGUUGUACCCAACAGGUUAACAAACAAGGCGACCGACAGCCGCCCCUCGCACAAGGAGAGGCGACGCCUCUACAAGACCCAAGUGGUGUGAACCAUGUCUGAGGAUGUCAUGAUGCCGUCAAUGAAUUUUCAAGUGGGGCCCACCAGUUUCAGAAUGAACAAUUUUGAAAAUGAGUUUCGAAAUGAAAUGUCGCGAAGCAGGAAUGGGCUGCCAUUACCAUUGCUCAACAGCGGUAGACCUUCAACAACCAACAGCUGCAAGUAUGCUGCAGACACGUCCUUCUACACCCGCAACAACCCUCACCCCAAACGGGUCUAUCACAUCAAAGGUCUGAACAAUGCCCUGGUGUGUAAAGUGGAUGAUGAUCGGGUCUGUGACCGACUCCCGGCCAGGACAGCAGCAUCUAAACAAGACCUCUCCAAAUACAAGAGGCCAAUCACGGCUAAUAUUCCCACCACACCUCCUUACCCGGCGCAUAUCAUCACAGGACUACCACUCGCCCCAUGUAAAGAUGAAUUGCAGCCAGACCUCAACUUAUUGUACUCCCAGGCCUGGAGGGAUGCACUGAAGGAUCUGACGGCCAGAGUUGAAUUCUUCGGGGAACCAGCGAAAGAGGACGAGAGGUGGGCCUCCCCGUACUCUGGAGAGAGGGUGAGUCAGUGUCAAUCACCAUCACGCCCAGUGUCACGUAGUUCCCCCCGACCGAGCUCCCGAGCUGGAAGCGGCGAGUAUGUGAGACCCGUCCUCUCAACGGCUGAACGUGAAAUCCUCGUCCUGGAGCUACUGUGCCAGAUUCUCCAGACCGAUUCGAUCCAAGCUGUACAGCAAUGGCUACUUGUAACAAGUCUUAAAGACAAAGAGGUGGUGUUGGAUACGAUUCGGAUGGCAGUGGCUAAUAUGAAGCUGGGCAAUCUGAAUGUGCCGGUUGGCACCAUGCCCAAGGAAGGUUCAUGUUCGCGGCAAGCAUCUGAAGAGCCAGAGGCGAUAUUCCGAGCACCGUCUGCUUGCGAGAGGCGUCGUGCAAGGUCGCAGCUGCAAAGAUUGGAGGCAAUCUUGGAGAAAGACAUAGAUAAAAACGAUUUGAAAGUACUGGAGACAACGAAGUCACCGUGUCCCUGCGCACGAGGCACGCCGCCCAAAGCUGCAAAGAAGCCAAAAGCACUUGGAACUAUGAGGAAAGUACUCAAUGUGCCUUCUUCACCUAUAAUGGAAGGGAAGUUAUGUCAUAGUAGAACUGAUUUAUAUAAAACUUAGAAGAAAAAGAACACACCACUUCAGUUGGUUGCAACAAAUAAGCUCACAGAGUUGUUAUCAGUAAAUUUUGUUUUUGAAGAUAAUGGAAACAUUGAUGUGGAUUAUGUCAUCCAACUUCCCAAAUCAAAAUACGGAUUGGUGCAAGCAUGUUCUGCCAUACUAUGGAAAUGCAGGAAUUUUAAAUACCUUAAGCAUCUUAAUUCUGAUGUUUAAAUAGCAAUGUAGUUACCAUCUGAUGUACUCGUAGCAAGACUGUGUCAUUAAAGAUGGCAUGCCUUGCUCACAGCUCCAGGAACACAAGCACUUAAUUAAUGUUAAAUGUAGACACAAGGAACUGCAGAAGCUGGUUUAUAAAAGAAAGGCAGAAAGUGCUGGAUUCUGCGGGCCAGGCAGCAUCUCUGGAGAACAUGGAGAAGUGAUCCUUCUUCAGCCUGAUUAGUGGGGUGAGAAAAUUGGAAGAGAGGAGGUGCAGGACAAAGCCUGGUGAGUGAUAGGUGGAUACAGGUGAGGAGGGGUUUCACCUAUCACUUGCCAGACUUUGUCCUGGCCCCUCCUCUUUUCCCCACCACCACAAUCAGUCUUAACAAGGGUGGGUGGUUCAAUCGUAAUCAUGUAUAGUCUUUCCGCUGACUGGUUAGCACACAACAGAGACAUUUCACUGUAUCUUGGUACAAGUGACGAUGAAGUAAACUAUACUAAACUAAAUGUCAUCUAUCCAUGUUCUCUAGAGAUGCUGCUUGACUCUCUGAGUUACUCCAGCACUUUGUGUCUUUUUUCACUUAACGUUAAAGUUUUCUUUCAAGGUAUUGCUAUUAGCAUCUAUUAUCUAUCCUUACAUGUUAUAAGAUAUCGAUCCCUAUACGUUGCAAGAUAUUGCUGGCAGCCAUCCUGACAAUCCAUUUGGGCAUUUCAUUGGAUAUUCACUCUCUAUGCUUUGGGUCAGGAGCCAGAUCUAAAACGGCAUCAGAUUUAUUUCCUUAAAGGCAAGAUGUUUCUUGGUAUUCCAAUCAGAUUAUCAUCAUAAUCAGCACAACUGAUAUAAACUUGUAACUCCAAUUGUUCACUGAAUUUCAAUCACCCAAUAACUGUUUUGGAAUUUGAAUCAGUGUCUUCGGAUUAUUAGUUUAAGGAUUUGGAUUUUCACUGAUUUAAUCACUAAACCUCAGUACUCCAGUUCAAAGUCCAUUAGCCCUAUAUGUUUUAAUACAUCUUAAGAAACCAAAAGGGAUUACAAUUCCUAUGUAUGGUUCUUGCUAAAAUACAUCUGGUGUUCCUUAACACAAUCUCUGUGGGAAAUAUCCCUUAGUGGGUGGCACCGUGGCACAGCUGGUAGAGCCGCUGCCUCACAGAGACCUGGGUUCGAUCCUGACCUCGGGUGCUGUCUGUGCAGAGUUUGCACAUUCUCCCCGUGACUGCGCGGUUUUCCUCCGGGUGCUCUGGUUUCCUCCCACAUUCCAAAGACUUGCGGGUUUGUAAGUUAAUUGGCCCUCUUUAAAUUGCCCCUAGUGUGUAGUAAGUGGAUGAGAAAGUGGGAUAACAUAGAACUAGUGUGAACGGGUGAUCAAUGGUCAGCAUGAACUUGGUGGACUGAAGGGCCUGUUUCCAUGCUGUAUCUCUAAACUAUAAACUAAACUAAUCACAUGACACCAACUGCAACAACUUCAGUGGACUUCCUACAUUCCUUAAGGUUCUGACUAAUUUCUCCUUUAUUAUUAAACUUAUUUUUUGUUCCUACUUAUUUGAACAUAUCAAUAUAAUAAACAAUUUGCCAGGAAUUACUUUGGAAGUCCUUGCUUUUGUCAACCUUCAGAAUAAUCUUAAAUAAUUUGUUCAUGUUAUUGAGAAUGGUACUGGUGAACCAGCAUUCAUUGACUAUCUCCACUUACUUGCUGGAUAAGAGUCCACAGUGGCACGUGGCACAGUUGUAGAGUUGUUACUAUACAGAGAGAGAGAGAGACCCAGGU
This is a messenger RNA of Leucoraja erinaceus (little skate), 3369 nucleotides long. RefSeq names its product protein TBATA-like. The coding region runs from base 245 to 1405 and encodes 386 amino acids. The record is from RefSeq and is a predicted model, not a curated record. The transcript is spliced from 10 exons. Lineage: Eukaryota; Metazoa; Chordata; Chondrichthyes; Rajiformes; Rajidae.